Molecule: messenger RNA, 894 nt
Organism: Lolium rigidum
Lineage: Eukaryota; Viridiplantae; Streptophyta; Magnoliopsida; Poales; Poaceae
Product: organelle RRM domain-containing protein 2, mitochondrial-like
Exons: 4
Coding region: 32-493 (153 amino acids)
Molecular function (GO): RNA binding
Source: RefSeq, a predicted model, not a curated record
UUCCCCAGUCAAAGACAUCCCGGCGGCGGCGAUGGCGGCGGCGGCGGCGGUGGCAAGGUCCGGGCUCCGGCGCAUGUUCUCCAUCUCCGAAUUCGCGACGCCGAGCCCGCGCAUGUUCUCAAUCCCGGCCUUCGCGCCGCCGAACCCACCGACGCCUCCCCCGAAGGCUGACCCCUCAAGCAACCUCUUCGUCUCCGGGUUAAGCAAGCGUACAACAACUGAUGGACUUAGAGAAGCUUUUGCAAAGUUUGGGGAAGUUGUACAGGCUCGAGUUGUCACAGAUCGUGUCACUGGUUUUUCUAAGGGGUUUGGCUUUGUAAGGUAUGCUACUGUUGAAGAUGCAACUAGAGGAAUAGAAGGAAUGGACGGAAAAUUUCUCGAUGGAUGGGUUAUUUUUGCUGAAUAUGCUAGACCCAGACCACCGAUGGGAGAGCCGACUUCUCAGUCGCAACAAUCAUGGGGCCCUCCAUCUGGUUCAUGGGGUAGUAGAUGAAGGGAUGAUCAUUCUGUCUGGCUGUGGGUCUGACAGCGUAUCAACUAGCCAUCGCGUUCUACACUUAGAUUAUACCUAUAUCGUGUUGUCCCAGGUGUGAACACCCCUGUCUGAUCCAAUAUUCUUGUCGUGUUGGACUGGUCGUUUGCGGCUUCCACAUGGAGCUGCACCCGUCGAACCGAAUAUGGACCAGACAUGUAUUACUGUCAGCGUGCAACAGACACGGAACAGCUUCAGGCCAUUGCCAAUAAUCUUAUCCUUCUUGUUCCUAAAGGUGUUGGUACUAUGUCAGAGUAGUGUCCCUUUUAUUUGAACUGUCGCAGCCCUUCGCUGGUGGCAUGUGCAGCUCAUGUACUGGAUAAUGACUUACUGCUUGGAAUAAGAACACGUUUGCAAGCGAA